Messenger RNA from Cryptomeria japonica (Japanese cedar), 7568 nucleotides. RefSeq names its product telomerase reverse transcriptase. Gene Ontology annotation, cellular component: telomerase catalytic core complex. Gene Ontology annotation, molecular function: telomeric repeat DNA binding; protein dimerization activity; telomerase RNA binding. NCBI's taxonomy places the organism in Eukaryota, Viridiplantae, Streptophyta, Pinopsida, Cupressales, Cupressaceae. The record is from RefSeq and is a predicted model, not a curated record. Bases 229 to 7467 code for a protein of 2412 amino acids. Gene Ontology annotation, biological process: telomere maintenance via telomerase. The transcript is spliced from 16 exons.
UAGUUAGGGGCGCCCAGGGUUAGAGCUAAGGUUCACAUUUCCGUGACAUAUAAAAGUUGACAAGAACUCCGCUGUUCAUGAAUGCGUUAACGUGCCACCCUGGAGAUAGUAGGAUUUACAUAGGGAUAAGCAUUGGAUUAAAAUUCCCAAAAGCAAACAGCGAGAAGGUUAAACAGUUUCGCUUUGCAGUGUAUCCUUACAAGCAUUCGAAGUGAGCAGAGUACAGGAAUGCCUGUAGAAGAAUGGCCCAAGAUGAGGAAGUUUCCCAAAGUGUUGUAUAGGGUCUAUGGUAACCGAAUUCAAACCCUGCGGCAGCUUAUUCUACAGCUCUUAGGCACCUCUUUUAGUAAUGCAGACUGUGAAUGCGAACAUUUCAAUUACUGUUUAAAGUGCGAUCCUCCAGGUUACCUUUUAAGAGAUGAAGACCACGCGGAGUAUUGGAAAUUGCUGGAGUGCAGCUAUGGAGUGGUUUCGAACCCGGCAUCUCUGCCUCACUCGUUUACGCUCGAAAACAGAUGGACACAGCAGCAGAUAAUUGAGAGGGUUAUAGAGCUUCACUUUCGCCAAGCAACGAGGCCUCUUAAUGUAAUUUGUUUUGGUUAUGGACAGCUUCAGCCAAAUCACGCUGAAAUGGCUUCCACAUCUACAGCUUAUGGUUUAGAAUCAACUAGUUCCAACUCUGCCAUAAAAAUUCUCAACUCUGAAGCUUGGGUGGUUCUUUUAUCUAGGGUGGGAGAUAUGUUCAUGCUUCAUUUGCUUUUGUAUACAUCGAUAUUUUAUCCUCUUCCCAAUAAAUCCUAUGUGCAAAUUGUGGGAGUUCCAAUCAGCAGCUUGGUUUCAUCCUCUCAGCCUCACGAAUUACUGCGUAUUGGGCCUUUAUGCCAUGAUGCCACUGAAACAUGCAAAACUUCUGGUUUCCAGACCAAGAGUUCAUUCUCUCAUCUGAGGAAUCAAUCUCAGCUAGAGGUACUUAGUCAUAAACCUGUGCAAUUGAUCCAUGGAGCAGAAGUUUCCAGUAUUCUCCCUGUUACAGGAUGUACUGGGUCUGAUUUGAAGUUCCGUAAUUCCAUAAGAAACAGAUCCAGUAAAAAUGGUGAUAGAAGUUACAAGGAUGCACAUAAAAGAUCAUUUAGCUCGGAUCAUUGGAUUGGUAGUUCCAAGAAAAAGAAAGCUAACAUUGAUGAGAGUCGAUUGAACCCGAAAAAUUGCCUUCAUAAUUCUUCUACAGAUUACAGAUCAGAAGAUUCUUAUAAAAAUGGCCAUUCCUCAAAGUCUGCAGUUCCAGAUUUUCACCAUGGUUUGCAUAUGUUAUCAGGGAUGAAUAAUCUGCAUGGAUGGUCAAAAGAACAUCCAGAAAUGGGGUCAGUUGAGCUGCCUGAAAGCUAUUUUUGUUUGAGCAAAAGAUCUCCUGUUCAUUUUUGGUCUCAUUCAAAAUCCGAGUCAACAGAACAUCCAUUUCUCCACCUAAAAUCAUCAGCCAAUACAGACAGUGCACAUGAAUGCUUAAAUUUGAAAAAUAUACCAUUGGAAGUAUGCCACUCUUUGAGCUGUAAUAUUCCAAAAAAGGGAGGUAGAUUGAAAAAACGUUCUAGGAUUUUUAGUUGGCAGCGCCGCAAAAUAUACAAAGCUCAAGAAAGAUCCUUGGCCAUAGAAAGCAUGGAACAAUAUAGCAGACUGAAAGACAAGACAAGUGAAGAUUAUAUGAGAAAUAAGCAGCUUCAAUCACCUCCUUAUUUUUUCAAUUCCUUGGACAACUAUGGGAGUGUAAAUUUGCUUGGUGUAGGAUCUCAAUAUUCUUCUAGGCAAUUGCUAGAAGAAAAGACUACAAGGACAACUUCAGGUGAAGCAUAUGUUUCUGACCAGAAAUUUGUGUUGAACUCUAAUAUGUUGUCAUUGGAUGUGAAAGAGGAUGGUGAUCAGGAAUUGGAUAUGGUUCAACAUACUAAAGGUAGUAAAUUAUCAAUUUUUGAAGAUAAGCUAGUAAGACAAGCUGGAAAUUAUGAUAGUAUUUGUCAUUCAUCAUCUUGCCAUUGUGAAGGAACGAGGACAGUUGAUGCCAGUCUAAAUAUUUGUACCAUUCAUGAUUGUGUUUGUAACUCAAGGAGGAAAAGUUUAUACCCUGAAGAGGAUAAUCAAAAACAUUUAAUUGCAGGGAGAAAAUGCAUAUUUGGUGCUUGUGAUAUGAGAGUUCAGAAGGAUGAUAAUUCUUCAGAAGCAAUCUAUAAAUUGCAAACACAAUCCCACCAGAAAAGCCAACAGAUACAUCCUCUUGAUAAUUCACAUGUUUCAGAGAAGCUUUAUUCACAGUUAAUUGCCAACCCAGCCAAUCGAGGAGUUUUAAAUGAAAAUGCUAUGCCAAAGUACCAAUGCAUGCUUCUAAGUAAUCAAAGAAAGUUUUUUUGCAGUUGUGUUUGCUGGUUGAUGGUACAUAUGAGACAUAUGGACACAACUAACAUUUUGAUUAAUCGACGGAGUCUUUUCUACAAUUCUAAAUUCACUCAUCAUGGUGGAUUCCCCCCCAAUCAUAUAUUGAAUGUGGCCAAACCGAGAAUUUCUGGUGCAAAACAACUUUUGGCAAUUAUUUUUGGGCUUCCCAAUUCCAAUUCAUGCUUAAAUGAAAGCAUCACUGAUGGAUUUGGCUUGUCUGAAUCUUUAUGCCAAAAUUGGGGUCUCUUAUCAACUCUAAAAAGUAUUAUUAGAAAUUCUCAACGUUGCCGAUAUGCAAAACUUCUUACACGUCAUUGCUCGGUUCAAAUCAAGAAACCAAGUGAAACUUAUACUAUGCCAUCAUCAGAGAUAACGGGUUCUUUUUCUUUCAUGGAAGGCCAUGACAUACAUGAGAAAGAAACUUUAUCCAUUCUUAAUGGAACCUUUCAUAAAGCCAAUAAUCCUAUAACUAUUCACUUGGCUUCUAGUCCUCAAGGUGUAUCAAGAAAUCAUGAUCAACAUGCAGAGAAUGGUUGUUUAAUUCAUUAUGAGCACUUAAAUGAGCAAUGCAUAUUCAAGGAUACUAUUAUCUCAGGAUCUCAGCAUGCAACUCCUCCAGAUUCCAGAGAUUAUGAAAUGCAUACAAGCAGUUCUUUUCUAAAACCUUCUGACAUGUAUAGGCUAAGGGUGAAAAGAAAGCAUGAAGGGCAUUGUAAUUCAGGAGCAAAUGAUUACACAGAUGAGUGUGAUUCUAAACAGUUAAAUACAUUCUUACACAGGUCCAAUGAAUUAUCAAAUGGCUCACAAAAUGGACUUGUUAACUCAUAUUGCACCCAUAAAGAAGUUGUUUCUUUUAUAUGGGCUGUUUGCAGAAGUGUUAUACCUGAAUCUUUACUUGGAUCCAAGAAAAAUUGGAGAGCAUUAAGAAGCAAUAUUGGGAAGUUUGUGAGGCUAAGGAGAUUUGAACGUUUUACUCUGCAGCAAUGUUUGUACAAACUUAAAACGUCGCACUUAUCUUGGUUGAAUGAAGCUAGUUUAUCUUGUGAAUGUUGGGCUUCUCUGAAUAGUUUGAAUGGAAUUUGCCCAAAAUUUCUUUGUGAUUCUCUGGAAGAGAAGAAGCAACAUGCAUAUCAUCACUGUAGAGAUACAAACAAGGGUGGGACAGGUGCACACAAUUUAUUUUUGCAUGAAAAUUUAUUAGCAAACUGGAUAUUCUGGCUUUUCUCAGGCAUGAUAGUGCCACUGAUUCGAGCUCACUUUUAUGUUACUGAAACACAGAAUGGAAAACAAAAUGUCUAUUACUAUAGGAAAAAUAUUUGGGCUAAGAUAUUGAAUGGAGCAGUAAAAGAUCUUACCAGAAGCAAUUACAAGCAAUUAAAUGCUGAAUCAUUGGCAAGCAUCUUGCAGAAGAGAUCUCUUGGAUUUUCACGUGUUAGGAUUCUUCCAAAGGAAAAGGGAGUCCGACCUAUUGCAAAUUUUGGUGCACGAUCUACGACAUGGCUUCAGCUUACCAGGGACUCGGGACAAACAGUUAAAAAGAGAAAGACAAAUAGAUUGGCAAACAACUUCCCAAUUUCGGAUGUAAAUAACAGGGAAAAAUGUUGCAAGAAACCAGGCUUAAUUGAAAAAAAUGAUCAAGUUUCUUUACAUAGUUUACCGAGCAAUGGCAACAAGGAUGCAGGGAUAGAAGAUAAAUGUGAAUAUUUUUCUUUUGAUCGACUAAUCUCUGAUAAGUCGAACAGGGAAAGUGAAAGGUUGUGUGGGUCUGAUUCUAAAGUCAAGCUGUCUUUUAGAUCUAUAAAUUCGCUGCUUUGUGAUGUACAUCAUUGUUUAAAAUUUGAACAGGAAAAGUUUCCAGAGGCUUUAGGGUGUUCGGUAUUUGAUUACAAUGAUAUUUAUGUAAAACUUAAGCCCUUUGUUUUAAGCAUGAAGGAUUCUUGCAUGGGUCUUCCAAAGUUAUAUAUUGCAGUGUGUGAUGUGGCACAAGCAUUUGAUACUGUUGACCAAGAUAAGCUUCUCGAUGUGAUGCAAAAUAUUUUACAAAAGGAGGAGUAUUUUAUACAGAGAUAUGUACGGGUUUCAUGCACAGAAAAAUCUGUCAAAGUUUCAUAUGAAAGGGAUUCUGUUGAAGAGAAGGGUGUAAACUUUGCAAAAUUUUCAAUGAACCAUUCUGCCAAGCAUUCACAAGGAAUUCUCAUUGAUCAGGCAUUCUUUACAAGUAUCAAGCGGGACAAAUUAUUAGGCCUUAUGUAUGAGCAUGUCAAGAGAAAUAUCUUACGUUUAGGUUCUCACUUCUACAUACAGAAAGUUGGUAUACCACAAGGGAGUGUUCUUUCCUCUUUGCUUUGUUCAUUUUAUUAUGGAGAUUUGGAUAGAAAUGAGAUUUUUCCCCUACUGAAUUAUACACACAAGAAACAAACUAUUGUUUCUUCAAAGACAGCACUUGAAAAUUGCGUAGUUGAUCGAAAAUUGUCAUGUGGUAAGGUAUGCAACAAAGGUUAUCUUGUUGGAGAUGCCACUACCACUCUAUUUGAAGAAAUGGAUAAGAUCUCUGAUGUCACUGCAAGACAAUCAAAAAUAAUUAGAGUUGAGUGUGAGGGUUUGAAUGCAGAAUUAAAUGCAUGUGCUAGUGAUGUACCCAUAAAUAGCUAUUCCAAAUAUAUCAAUGAGCAUAAAGUUGGAAACUUGGAGUCUGUUCAACCACAUUCCAUAUUACUGAGGUUAAUCGAUGAUACACUCUUCAUAUCUACAUCAAAGGAAAAAGCAUAUUGUUUUAUUGCAUCUAUGCAUAGAGGUUUCAAAGAUUAUAAUUCUUAUGCAAAUAAAGCCAAGACUUCUCUCAAUUUUAAGAUGGAUCUUGAAGGAAAGACAUUAUCCAAAAAUGUCUACAAGGGCAUGGAUGGUUCUUGCUUCCUACGAUGGAGUGGUUUACUAAUCAACUGUUAUACUCUGGAGAUCCAAGCAGAUUAUACCAGGUACUGUGCAUCUCAUAUCCGGUCAACACUCACUGUUUGGAGAAAGGAAAGCCCAGGUUACCAUCUCUUGGUUAAGUUGUGCCAAUUCAUGCGACCAAAGUGUCAUCCUAUAUUCUAUGAUUCUGACUUGAAUUCACCAACUACUGUACGGUUGAAUGUCUACCAAGCAUUUUUGCUCUGUGCAAUGAAAUUCCAUGUGUAUGCAUGUUCAGUGCCAGCUGUGGGAGCAUUUAGUCCACAAUAUGCUUUUCGGGCAAUUAUGAAAUCAACAAGGUCUCCUUAUUGGCAACAAAUGGUUGAUGCCAUUACCAUAUGCGGGGCGGGGUUCAAAGCCCCUAGUGAGAGUGAUUUGAGGGGACCCAUUUUGUCUCAAAUGGUGGAUGAUGUGAAAAAGGAUUUAGAUGAACAACGCCACAUAUGGAGCACUAAAGGUUGCACCAUCAUGACUGAUGGUUGGACAGAUAGGAGAAAUAGAACUCUCCUUAAUUUUCUUGUUUCUUCCGCAGGGGGCACCGUUUUCAUCAAGUCCAUUGAUGCCUCCGCCCAUUGCAAGAAUGCCACCUACCUAUGUGAGCAGAUAGAGGAGGUGAUUGAAGAUGUGGGUGAGGAGAACGUGGUACAGGUGGUGACCGACAAUGCAGCAAAUUAUGUUGCUGCAGGUAGACUAUUGAUGGAGAGGCACCCAUCUAUAGUUUGGACUCCAUGUGCUGCUCAUUGCAUUGACCUCAUGUUGGAGGAUAUUGGAAAAAUCCAAUGGGUCAAGAGAUGUGUAGAAAGGGCAAGAAAUGUCUCCAAAUUUGUAUAUAAUCAUUCAUGGGUGUUGGCUCUUAUGAGACAAUACACAGAGCAGAAGGAGUUGCAUCGUCCAGGAAUCACAAGAUUUGCCACAAACUUCCUCACAUUGCAGUCCAUGCUUAGGUCUAAGCCUGCCUUGAGACGUAUGAUUGUUGGUGAGGAGUGGUCUUCCUCAUCCUAUGCUACCACCCCUGCAGGGAUAGAGAUGGCAAAUUGCAUUUUUGAUGAGCAAGGCUUUUGGGUCCCUUGUGAUGAGAUAGUGAAGUUUGUUAAGCCCUUGGUGGUUUUGUUGCGAGUUGCAGAUGGAGAUAAGCCCGCAAUGGGCUAUAUAUAUGAGGGCAUGGAUAGGGCGAAGGAGGCCAUCAAAUUCGUCUAUGGAGCAGAUGAGAGCAAGUAUGGUCCCAUUUGGGAGAUCAUUGAUAGGAGAUGGCAUCAUCAGCUACAUAGGCCCAUCCAUGCGGUAGCCUAUUAUCUGAAUCCGGCAUUUCGUUUUAUCCCUUCUUUCAAGGCUGAUGCAGAGGUCCUUAAUGGGCUAUAUGCAAUCAUGGAGAAGAUGGGACCUGCCGGUACUUCUCAGAUAGACCUUUUUCGAGAGCUACAGAUGUUCUCAGAUGCACAAGGGGAGACCUUCUCUCGUCCUGUCGCCAAACACGCUAGAACAACUAUGAUGCCAGAUCAUUGGUGGAACUUUUUUGGCCCAGAGACACCAAAUGUUCAGAAGUUGGCCAUUCGUAUCUUGAGCCAACCAUGCAGCGCAUCAGGUUGUGAGCGCAAUUGGAGUAUGUUUGAGCACAUACACUCCAAGAGGCGCAAUAGAUUAUCUGUGGAGAAGAUGAAUGAUCUCAUCUUUGUUCACUACAACCUCCGCCUGAGAAUGAGAAAGAAUGCAACAGUUGACAUGUCUCCUAUCAUUCUAGAUGAGGUUGAUCUUGAAGCAGAGUGGGCCAAUGAGAAUCAGACAGCUCUUGGGACUCCUACAGCUGUAUUUAGUGAUGAUGACAUUGAUUGGAUCGACCAGGUAGAUAUAGAGGCUGAGGCUGUAGCCAUGGCAGAGGAGGAGCAGAGAACACGAGCAGAGACAGGAAAUACUGAGACUCGGAGUGACACAGCUGUUCCUGAUGUUGGUGAGCAUGACACAGUCGUUCCUGAUGUUGGUGAGCAUGGCAUGGUGUCACGGGGAGCAACUAUGGCUGCUGAAUCAUCCAGGACCUACUUUAAAUGCCUUCGCAGGGGGCUAGGGCGAGAGGGUGCACGGCCAUCACAGCCAUAGGCUUGUACACUUGUAGUUGUAUUUAGUUUUACUAUUUACCUUUGGUAUUUGUAUGAAACAUUUGAUGAUGAUCAUAUGAUGACAUGGAUUUUUUAUUCCAU